Messenger RNA from Rhizophagus irregularis DAOM 181602=DAOM 197198, 2181 nucleotides. The record is from RefSeq and is a predicted model, not a curated record. NCBI's taxonomy places the organism in Eukaryota, Fungi, Glomeromycota, Glomeromycetes, Glomerales, Glomeraceae.
AUGUCGGAUCGUUCAAAAACGGUCGUAGGACGUUUUUUUGACCGUCCCUCGACUCCUCCUUCUUGGCCCAAUUUUGGUCAAACACCAGAGACUGAUUUAACAAACCACCUUUUUACAUUAACAACAAGCCAUGUUUGGAGUGACACAAAUCGUUCUUCUAACGAAAAACAACUAUCGGGAAAUGUACAGAGAAUUUUAAAACUAAAACAUAACCUAAAUAGCUCUUUGACCGCUUUAUCGGCUUCUCCAGAUCAUAAUCAAGUAGUUGUAGCAGGUCGCGAGGUUCUUAAAGUAUUGAACGUCUCUGAAAGAGAAAUUACCGAAGAAUUUAAUCUUAAGAAUAGGCAUCUCAAUAAAUAUAGCAAUGAUGUAAAGUGGGGAAAUACUUCCACAAAAAAUAAAAUCGCAACGGCGGCAACUAAUGGAUCAAUCGCAAUUUUGGAUGUAGGAAAUGACUCUUCAUUAGAUCGAAAAAUAGAUGAACAUUCACGUGCUGUGAAUAGGAUAUGUUUUAAUCCCACAAAUGGAUCAAUCCUUUUAAGCGCAUCGCAAGAUUGUACAAUGAAGUUGUGGGACUUAAGAGAACCGGAUUCCGCAAGAUUUACUUUUGAAGGCAAAUGUGAGAAUGUUCGGGAUGUCCAAUUUAAUUCAAUAAAUCAAUAUGAUUUUGCUGCAGCAUUCGAAAAUGGAGCUAUUCAGAAAUGGGACAUAAGAAAACCAACGAUACAUGAAAGAAAACUUAAUGCACAUCUAGGAUCUGUUCUUGCUUUAGAUUGGCAUUCUGAUGGAAGAACUAUUGCUAGCGGAGGGCGCGACAAAUUGAUUAAAAUAUGGGAUAUGAACUCAGACAAUAGGAGACCAAGAGACGUUAUUCACAGCAUGACAAGCAUAGCUCGCGUCCAAUGGCGACCCGAUCAUCCUAAUGAAAUUGCUUCAUGUGCAUUAUUAAGUGACAGUCGAAUUUUUAUUUGGAAUAUAAGGAGGCCUUUUAUUGCAAGUUAUUAUUUUGAAGAGCAUGAAGAUGUUCCAACAGGAUUUUUGUGGCAUAAUUCGGACGUAUUAUGGUCUUGUUCGAAAGAUAAGUUCUUUAUUCAACAAGAUAUAAACUGUUCUUAUCGUCCAUUGAGUUUGCUUAGUAAAUGUAGUAUUGGAUGGAGCGUAUAUGAUAAGAUUGCGUUUUCAAUUGAAAAAUAUGAUGAUUUAAUCGCAGAAGAUCAUAAUCAAUUUAGAAUUAUACAAAGGAGAACAUCACCUAAUAUUAUCGAAACUCGUAAUGAAACUGGUAUCGCCUCUCUUCCCACUUUCGAUCACAAAGCUUUUUCGUAUCUUGCUGAAAAUUACAUUAUUUCAAAUCACGAUAUUUGGUCUGCGUGUGAACAUAAUGCCAAGAUUGCAUGGGAUGUUCAAAGAUUCAGAACUGCACAAACUUGGAAAAUAAUACAGCUUUUAUAUGGAAUUUUGGAACCUGUGGAUAAUAAUGCUCAUAAGGAUAAAGAAAGUGCAAAUAGUUUGUUAAAUGAUUCGUCCCCCACUAAUCCAUCUAAAUCUUCGAAUGAAACAAAAGAAUCGGAUUCAAUAAAGGAUUUAAAUACUGUAACAGAAAAGCAUAACGAGUCCCUUGAUGUAAGUCUAUUAAUUGAUUGCUUUGAUAUUGUUCAGUCAACAUAUAAUUCAACAUUAUGUCGGAACUGGGAUAAAGAAUCAAUCAUGAUGCAGUUAUUUGAUUAUUAUGCAGAACAAGGUGAUGUACAGAUGUGUGUUACUUUAAUACUAGUGCUUGGUGAUAUGAUUAAAAUAAGCCAAGAGAGGGUAGAACAAUGGUUUUUUUCUUAUAUUGAACUAUUGCAUAGGUUUCAACUCUGGUGUGCAGCUACGCAUAUUAUUUCAUCUUGCAGAGUUCCUUCUGUUGAAAUGAUGAAUCAGCAAUCCACAACAAUAUAUACAACAUGUAAUAAUUGUUUCAGACCAAUACUUAACUCUAGAAGUGGAUAUUGGAUAUGUGAUAAAUGUCGGAAGAUGCUAAAUCCUUGCUCAAUAUGUCACAAUACAGUGAAAGGGUUAUAUACUUGGUGUCAAGGUUGCAGUCAUGGAGGGCAUCUUUUUCAUAUGAAAGAAUGGUUUUCGGCAAAUAAUGAAUGUCCAACUGGAUGUGGACAUAACUGUUCGGUUGCCAUUGAGUAA